AUGGCGUCUCUGAAUUUGAGCCACAUCAGAGGGGACUCUGCCUUUGCUGAGUUCCCUUUAACUCGUCUGGUUCGACCCAGUUUGAGUUUACCCGCUGGCCGAGUUGGGUUCAGAGUGUUGGGUCAAGCUCAGGCUUCCUCAGAACCGGAUUUGAGUGUUAAAGUAAAUGGACUUCAAAUGCCCAAUCCGUUUGUUAUCGGGUCGGGGCCUCCUGGAACCAACUAUACUGUCAUGAAGAGAGCCUUUGAUGAAGGCUGGGGCGCCGUGAUCGCAAAAACUGUUUCAUUAGAUGCAGCAAAGGUUAUAAAUGUAACGCCAAGAUAUGCCCGCUUGAGAGCGGACGCCAAUGGCUCUGCCAAAGGGCAGAUUAUUGGGUGGGAAAACAUAGAACUGAUAAGUGACCGGCCACUCGAAACAAUGCUGAAAGAAUUCAAGCAAUUGAAGGAAGAGUAUCCGGAUAGGAUUCUCGUUGCUUCAAUUAUGGAGGAGUAUAACAAGGCUGCUUGGGAGGAGCUAAUUGAUCGAGUCGAGCAAACAGGAAUUGAUGCUAUUGAAGUUAAUUUCUCGUGCCCUCAUGGAAUGCCGGAGCGAAAAAUGGGGGCGGCUGUUGGCCAAGAUUGCGGGCUGCUGGAAGAGGUUUGUGGCUGGAUAAAUGCGAAAGCUACUGUUCCUGUGUGGGCGAAGAUGACUCCUAACAUUACUGACAUUACUGAGCCGGCGAGGGUGGCUCUGAGAUCUGGAUGCGAGGGGAUAGCUGCUAUUAACACAAUCAUGAGUGUUAUGGGAAUCAAUCUCAAGACUUUGCGACCUGAACCUUGUGUUGAGGGAUACUCUACGCCUGGAGGCUAUUCUUGCAAGGCAGUCCAUCCUAUUGCACUGGCAAAAGUGAUGAAUAUUGCAAAAAUGAUGAAAGCCGAAUUUAAUGAUGGGGAUUACUCACUUUCUGGUAUUGGAGGUGUUGAGAAAGGUGCUGAUGCUGCUGAAUUUAUUCUUCUUGGAGCAAAUACCGUUCAGGUCUGCACUGGUGUUAUGAUGCACGGAUAUCCCCUUGUGAAGAAACUUUGUGAAGAGCUGAAGGACUUCAUGAGAUCGCACAAUUUCUCAACCAUAGAAGAUUUCCGAGGGGCUUCUCUAGAGUAUUUCACAACUCACACAGACUUAGUACAGCGACAGCAAGAAGCGAUCCGACAGAGGAAAGCCGUGAAGAAAGGAUUGCAAUCCGACAAAGACUGGACCGGGGAUGGCUUCGUGAAUGAGACGGAAAGCAUGGUUUCUAACUGAUUUUCACAACUGCAAUCAGCCUUUGCUCUUGUAUCAUUCAAAUAAACUGGGCUCUAAACUCAUCUCUCUUGUGAGUUGAACCUAACUUGACUGUAUAAAUAACAGUAAUGUUCAUAUAUAUGUCAAGUAACUCCUCUCAAAUACAUCGAAAUUGCAUUUUUAAGCA
Molecule: messenger RNA, 1447 nt
Organism: Pistacia vera
Lineage: Eukaryota; Viridiplantae; Streptophyta; Magnoliopsida; Sapindales; Anacardiaceae
Product: dihydropyrimidine dehydrogenase (NADP(+)), chloroplastic
Exons: 7
Coding region: 1-1281 (426 amino acids)
Biological process (GO): uracil catabolic process; thymine catabolic process
Cellular component (GO): cytoplasm
Molecular function (GO): uracil binding; iron-sulfur cluster binding; dihydropyrimidine dehydrogenase (NADP+) activity
Source: RefSeq, a predicted model, not a curated record